This is a messenger RNA of Gordionus sp. m RMFG-2023, 4107 nucleotides long. RefSeq names its product small G protein signaling modulator 1-like. The transcript has 25 exons. The coding region runs from base 101 to 4069 and encodes 1322 amino acids. Gene Ontology annotation, biological process: activation of GTPase activity. The record is from RefSeq and is a predicted model, not a curated record. NCBI's taxonomy places the organism in Eukaryota, Metazoa, Nematomorpha, Gordioida, Chordodea, Parachordodidae. Gene Ontology annotation, molecular function: GTPase activator activity.
UUCCUAGGAGUAUCUUUUGAAAACAUGUGAAAUUUGAAUGUUUAAAUUUUAAAUUUUAUUUUAUCAUGUUUUCUAAAUAAGGGUAUCACGUAUUCUAAAUAUGGCAGAAGAUGAUGAAAAAGAAAAACUUAUUAAUAUGGUAAAGAAACAGGUAAAAUUGUUGAUGGAAGAAGCUGUGGCCAAAAAAAUUAUUUAUGAAGAUAGCAGUUCUGUUUUGGCUUUAUGUGCCGUAAUAGAUGUCUGUCUUUCCCAUGGAUUAAAACGCCGGGCCGUUGGGCUAUUCCGUACUAACACAACGACGGCACUCUUGCAUAAGCUGGCUAAGAAGGGUGGGCCGGCUGCAGCUUUAGUCAAAAUACUGAAUGAUGAAAAGACUUUGCAGGAAGCUAGCAAGAAAAUGAUAAAUAACGCGAAUCGGUCCGAUAGCGGGGUUCCACCUACUCCGCCUCUAUCGUCCGGGAUUAUCAUAAAACGCUUCCCUUUCUCAUAUUCACGGUCCCAAUCUUCUUCAACAACAACCACCAACACUUCAUCUUCGUCUUCUUCUUCAUCCCAUGCCACAGUCGAUACAUCUCCACCUCCCCCUACACCUUGUUCCCCUUUCAUCAAUACCAUAAAUAGUACAACGUCCUCUACAUCACACACCUUCCAUUCCAAUUCCAUGUCAAUUAAAUACACUUGGAUCAAAACGGCCCUCGUGCACAAACAACUUACGCCGGUCGUUGAACAAAUAGAAAAAUACGCUUCCGAUUAUUAUGAAAGGUUCGCUUUAGCUGCAGACCCGGCCCUGGGACCACUGCUACUCACCCUUAUAGCUGGGCCCGCUCUAGCUUUAAAAUACAUACCUCAUAAUUCUACAUCUUUCCCAUUUAGGUCAAGUGGGGAACUAAGUGCUAGUGAGCUAAUUGAACGGUCCAAGGUCAAGGCUAAGAGAGAUGGUUGUAACCACAAUCCUACCCACGACUAUAGUGAUUCACAAUGCUACGGCAAAAACAACGUAGUGACAGGCACGACUGGGGAAGCCGGUUAUUUAGCCCUCAAAACAGAAAUUAAUUGCGGAGACAGAAAUAAUAAAAAAGCGGGUUUCAAAACAUUAAGGCUCGAAUGGACCCCUAACGCUUUACUAGAGAAAGACGAAAAAGAGCACGAUAAACGACCCAUUUUAGACGACGUUAAAGCGAUAGGUUUGAAGCGAUUUUGGGCCUCGAGCAACGAUGGAGGACUUGGAAUAAGUAGCCAAACGACGAGGAAUGGAUACAAUGCUGUUAAUAAUGUUGGAGUAAUUGGAGAUAAGAAACGAGAAAAGGAUAGGGAAGGAAUGGGAAAAGAGGGAGGAAUAGUUGAAGCUUUAUCGGUUGAUCUUAGAGAAGUGCUUUACGUGCAUUGUCACCAGAAAUCCGAUUCCAACGAUAGCAUAAUAUUGAUCCGCCAUGACGGUGUUCAAAUUCCACCCCUGUUUUUCCCCAAAGGUAGUCACUUGUUAACCUUUUUAGCUUGUUUAGAAAAUUGCCUAGCUCCGAAUUUCAAAUUAGACCCUCCUUUGUGGGAUCAUGAUUUAAAAGGCAAAAUUUUUCCCAAGUUCAACCCUAAAAAUGAACGUGGAAAGAAAAAAGAAAUCAUCGGGAAAAUGAUAAAAAUGGACUCGGCUUCCAAAUUGCAACGGCAUUUUUUCUUCAGUAAAUUAUCGGAGGAGAAUAAAUCAACCGAUCACCUCACCCAUCUCAAAAAGUUAAAAACGCCAAGAUCUCUCGAUAGCAUAACAGGACCCGAUGCUUCCCCUAUAGAUAAAGAAUGGCAAUCAGAUGCCGUUGCUGAUUUUGAUUACAUUUUUCGAAUCAUAUCCAACCAAGAUUCAAAACAUAUUCAAGAAGUUUCGAUCGAAUCCGUUGAAAAUAAUGGUGAUAUUAGAGGCAAUCAAUUUGUAUAUCCCAGCAUUGACAAAUACGAAUCCGAUAAUGUAUUCUUAAACGGAAAAUUAAAUAAAGAGAUUUUUUGUGUCGGAACAAAUGAUUUGGAGGAAGAAGAAAACGAACUAGAAGGUGAUGGAAGAGUAGAAAAUGCUGAAAUUGGGAAUAAUAUAAAAUAUUUAUGUCACGCUGAUGAAAAACUGAAUACAUCGUCACAAACCAUCAGUAUUAACGAUAACGCCACAUCACAAGACAAAAAAUUAUUACUGGCUAGGGAAUCGAUGCAACAGUUAUGCGAAACUAUGAAAAAACAAAUAACGACACGUGCUUUUAUCGGAUGGCUGAGCUAUUGCAAACACAUAAGAGCUGUUAGAAAUCAAUUGUCUCACUUAGUCUAUCCUUGGUCAAGGUAUGUCAAAUACGUUGAAAGAGAAGAGCUUUGCAAAAAUGGACUAACUAAGGAAUUGUUAACCCUCAUACAGGAUACUGACUCCAGGAUAAUAGACCCGGAUUUGAUGAUUGGGGCCAUAUACAUGGGCGGUGUUCAGGAUAAUCUACGCGAAAAAAUAUGGCCCUUUUUGCUGGAAUAUUACCAUUUUUCUUCCACUACUGAGGAGAGAACUGCGCUUCUUAAAAAUUCCAAACAAAGUUACGAAUACAAUUACGCUGAAUGGGCCAAAUUGGAGUCCUUUAUUAAAGAACGGGAUAAAGAGAUCGCAGCAAUUCAACUUCAAAAAAUGACCGAAAAAUCGUUCUCCAAUUGCACGGAUAAAAUAAGCUGUACAAUAGAUCAAGAAAACGAUGCUAAUAUCUCUGGAGAUAAUAAUUUAAAUACCCAAAAACCUUUAAACCGGACUCAUACCGAAGAAUCACUCGAAUCUUCUAAUGGCAAUUGUUCAUCCUUGUUAAGGCGUAUAAGUAACACUUCCCUCUUCGGCAAAAGGUCAUCAUUAAUCCUAUACAAAAACACCCCACCUCCCAACAACAAAAAAAUAGGUGAGAACAUCGAUAAAACCCAGAGAACUACUCUCAAAGAAAAUAAUCAAUGUAAAAAGCCUGAAAAUACCUUCGAAACUAUCACUUCUUUCGACGAAGUCUUUGAUAAAAGCGAUCAAGUAAACGGCACCGCAAGCCCUCUUUAUCCAACCCCUAUUUCUAUAAUCUCGUCAAAUCAUAAUGCAAUACGUUCACCACUUGAUACAUCAAUUAACGGUUAUAGCGAUCAAAUUGAUUCAAAUAAACAUAUUUCUCCUUCAAAAAUCUCCAAUUUGGGACCUUUUUUAGAAACAUCUCGAGAUUUUUCUUAUUCUCCAGCAGAAUUAAUGGAAACAACGCCGAACAUCGAUGAUUUCCAUCAUAUGGAGGAUAUUUAUGACAAAAUAGAUGAUAUAAUCGACAUUGAUUGUAACUCGACGUUCAAUGACAAAAAUAGGUAUGCUCAAUGGCAACAGGACAAUGAUACUCUGUUUUAUCCGCCUGAAGUAAUUGACAAUUUCGCUUUAAAUAUACACCGUAUCGAUAAGGACGUUUUAAGGUGCGAUAGAAAUUAUUGGUAUUUCGAAAAUACACACAAUUUAGAUAAACUCAGGAAUGUGAUUUGCAGUUAUGUGUGGAAAAACUUGGAAUGUGGCUACUUUCAGGGAAUGUGUGAUUUAGCCGCUCCAUUGUUAGUUAUCUUUGACGAAGAAGUAAUAACGUAUGAAUGCUUUUCAAAGUUGAUGGAAAAAAUGUCGGGAAAUUUCCCAAUGAUGGGAAAUAACAUGGACGACAAUUUUUCAUAUAUGGCUUCAUUGAUACAAGUAAAUAAAAUUUUGGAUCCAGAAAUGCAUCGGUUAAUGCAAAAAAGUGGAGAAUAUACCAACUUUUACUUUUGUUAUCGAUGGUUUCUAUUAGAUUUCAAAAGAGAAUUAACCUAUGAGGACAUAUUUUUGGUGUGGGAAACAAUAUGGGCUGCUCGAUUCACUGUAUCCAACCAUUUUGUCCUAUUUAUGGCGCUAGCUUUUGUAGAAUAUUAUCGGGUCGUUAUCAUUGAUAACGAGAUGGAAUUUACAGAUGUGAUCAAAUUUUUUAACGAAAUGGCUGAAAAGCAUCCUGUGAAAGAAAUUUUAAAUCUCUCAAAAAUUUUAGUCCAAAGCCUUCAAAAGCUUUUAUAUACCAGCUGAAAAUAUAUUAUUUAUGAAGAUUAUUUACAAAAUAUACA